This is a messenger RNA of Durusdinium trenchii, 300 nucleotides long. Lineage: Eukaryota; Dinophyceae; Suessiales; Symbiodiniaceae. The record is from the annotation of a GenBank genome assembly.
AAGGCCAAGAAGGAAGCAGAAGAGAAGGCCCAGCAGGAGGCAGAGAAGCUGAGAAAGGAAGCAGAAGAGAAGGCCAAGAAGGAGGCAGAGGAGGCAAAGGAGAAGUUGAGAAAGGAGAUAGAGGAGAAGGCCAGGAAGGAGGCAGAGGAGAAGAAGCAAGCUGAGGAGAAGAAGGAAGCUGAGGCUAACAGGCAAAAGCUGCUGGCCCUUGCUGGACAAAUGGAGAAGGCCAAUAAAGCAAAAGCAAAAGCAGGAAAGACAGGAGAUGCUGUGGCUAAGAUGUUUGGUGGCAAAAAGUGA